ACCCGGGAGCUUUAAAGAGCCAAAAACACAGUCUCCACCCAAGGCGGCUGCUUCUAUCCUGCCGGACACCAUGGCCGAGAAACCCAAACUCCAGCUGUUUGUCAAGGCCAGUGAAGAUGGUGAGAGUGUAGGGAACUGUCCCUUCUGCCAUCGUCUCUUCAUGAUCCUGCUACUCAAAGAUGUCCCCUUUACUCUCACCACUGUGGACACCAAGAGGUCCUUGGAUGUGCUGAAGGACUUUGCCCCUGGCUCCCAGCUGCCCAUUCUGCUCUAUGAUGGGGAAGCCAAGACAGAUACCAUCCAGAUUGAAGAGUUCCUGGAAGAGACACUGGGGCCACCCAACUUCCCCAGCCUGGUUCCUCAAUAUAAGGAAUCUAACAUAGCCGGUAAUGAUGUCUUCCACAAAUUCUCAGCUUUCAUCAAAAACACUUCUCCUGCUCGGGAUGAAGCCUUGUAUCGACCCCUGCUUCGUGCCCUGGUGAAACUGGAUCUAUAUCUGACCACACCCUUGGAGCAUGAGCUGACCCAGGACCCGAAGCUCACUAAGUCCAAGCGUCGCUUCUUAGAUGGCGACGAGCUCACCUUGGCGGAUUGCAAGCUCCUGCCCAAGCUACACAUUGUCAAUACCGUGUGCACCCAUUAUCGACAGACACCCAUCCCUGUUGAGCUCCGUGGGCUCCACCGAUACCUGGAAAAUGCUCUGCAGAUGAAGGAGUUCAAGUACACCUGUCCACAAAGCUCUGAGAUCCUGGCUGCCUAUGCAUCCGUGGCUCGGGCUCGAGCUCGCUGACCACUCAGAAUCCAUCCGAUUUGGCUCUCCCCUACUGUUCCACUGCGCCUCCCCUACACCACCCUCAGGCACACGGACUCGCUCGUUCAUCACCCCUCUGCGAGCACUCAGCGUACACCCCCUCCACUAUUUCAUGCUUUUCUUCUAAAUCCCGUUGAAGUCACCGCUUCUAGGAUUUCCUCCCUGAUUGCUCCUCGAGGACUGACCUUCCUCACUUCGGCACUCCUGUGAUGGUUUAGACUGUUAAUUUGCUUCAAAGGGGUGUCCAUAAACAUACUCUUUGGUCUCAUCUAUGCCCAGGUGUGACUCAUUUUCCUGAGGGCCAGGGAUGUGAACCCCUCCCAGUUCCCUGACCACAGCCUCCACCCUCAUCUCUUACUUGACCCCAAAUCUGGCCCCCAUCAUCUUUGGGCCAUUCCUCUCCACUCACAGUGACCUCUGAUCCUACCUUCCACUCUGGCCCUCCCCGUGACACCUCAGGAUGGCGCAUACCAAAUACCUGUUAUCCUAAGACUAACAUCAGAUUUGACACCAAGCCACCAGGGUGGGACUUAUACAGGCUCCCUCCCAUACACAGGGGGAAAUGAAAGCUCAGCCCCUUUGUAGCCAUGCCCAGGGACUCAACUGCUCCUCAAACCAGUUGGGCAGGAGUGAGAACAGCAGGAAAGGUCUAGAUAGGCAAGGUGAGAGGGCAGGGCUGGAGGCCACCUCCCUGAGCUGGGUGGGGAGAAGAGUAAGGUUGUGAAUGUUUCCAGCCAGCUUGACCACAUUCCCUGGCUCCUUUCUCCCAAUCCCAUCAGUUAAACCAACUUCUGCCUCCUAAUCACCAACCCACCCUUUGCCUUUCCAGCCUGCCCCCCUCCCCCCAUCCCUGCUUCCAGCAUUUCUGGGGCUCUGGGAAGUACCUACUUGGGUACAUCUGUAUUCCUGUAUUGACUGUGUGUCAGGCAAUGUGCUAUUAGAUUUAUAAUCAGAAGAGUUAGGUUCAAAUUCUGCCUCAGACACUUAAUUGCUCUGUGUGUGUGACUCUGGUUCUGUCACUGCUACUAAAAUCAGAGCACAGGUUCAAAUCCUGGCUCCGACAUUUGAUAGUUUUAUGUCUCUUCAAAGGCUCUUUGAGCCUUGGUUUCCCCUCUGUAAAAUAAGGAUAAUACUUCCACAACUUACAAAACUGGGUUAUUGUGAGGAAAGCAUAUUGUAACCUUAAAGCAAUAUAGAAAUUCGAGCCGUUACUGUAAAUGCAAAUUGUUUCUGUCAACAUGUUUGUGUAUCUGAAACUACAGACUAUACAAUAUUUGUGACUACCUAUAUACAUAUCUUUGUACAUCUAUA
Messenger RNA from Phascolarctos cinereus (koala), 2122 nucleotides. RefSeq names its product chloride intracellular channel 3 (gene CLIC3). The record is from RefSeq and is a predicted model, not a curated record. NCBI's taxonomy places the organism in Eukaryota, Metazoa, Chordata, Mammalia, Diprotodontia, Phascolarctidae.